AGGGCGCUAGUUGUACAAUAUGGCGGACUCACGUGUUGAUGUGUCGAAAGUUCAAAUUAGUGAAGCUGUUUUAGCUUUAAAAAAGGUUGAAAAAUUAUGGAAAGAAAAUGGAAACAGAAAAACUAAAUUGCUGGAAGAUGAUGAACAUUCGGAAAAAGUAUUUUUACAGAUUGGAUUGAAGAAGAUCCCUGAAAUUAAAAGUAAGGCAGUUAAGAUUUAUUUACCACAUUGGAAUUUAGAAAAUGGAGUCGGUGAAGUUUGUCUGAUUACCAGAGAUUUGGAUAAAAAGAAUCCACGUGCUGAUCCGGAAGAAACUGUUCGUCAUUAUAAAGAACUGUUACAAAAACAUGAGAUCACGUGUAUUUCUGGGGUCGUAUCUCUACGUGAAUUGAAUACUGAUUAUAAAGAAUAUGAAGCGAGACGAAAACUAUGUAAUGNGUCUUCACAAUUUGAAAUCGAUCGAACGCACGAUGAAAUGCUCGUGUACACUCACGCCAUCUAUCAUAGGAUAAAUAUGGAUCUAUCUAAUUACUCACCUGUACAGACAGAUUCACAAGAUGGCUCAAAGUUGUUCUCCUUUACGAAAUCUCUGCUGAAACAGUCGCUUGUACCAUCAUCUCUCAUUAGAUCUCCAGAUUCAGUGUACCUUCCAUCAUCACCACCAAUCAAGGCCAACAAUUCCAAUUGCACCUGUUCACCUCCCUAA
Molecule: messenger RNA, 706 nt
Organism: Centruroides sculpturatus (bark scorpion)
Lineage: Eukaryota; Metazoa; Arthropoda; Arachnida; Scorpiones; Buthidae
Product: ribosomal L1 domain-containing protein 1-like
Exons: 2
Coding region: 20-706 (228 amino acids)
Source: RefSeq, a predicted model, not a curated record